This is a messenger RNA of Haliotis rubra (blacklip abalone), 2323 nucleotides long. RefSeq lists its product as uncharacterized. Bases 243 to 1427 code for a protein of 394 amino acids. The transcript is spliced from 8 exons. The record is from RefSeq and is a predicted model, not a curated record. NCBI's taxonomy places the organism in Eukaryota, Metazoa, Mollusca, Gastropoda, Lepetellida, Haliotidae.
GUCGAGACAAACGCGUUGACAGAGAGGCAAGGCAAGGCACGGACGCGUGUUCAGACCCACAUUUGCUUAUAUCCGUCACGUUACACUGGGAUUUGAAGAUAAUCCGUGGACAAUAUAAAGCUCCAGUAAGGGAGAAUACGCAGAGUGAUAUGCAGUAGGAUAACACACGAGUUGCCGCAGUGUAUAAGGCGAGUUGCUGUGGGGUUUGCUUUGCGACAAGCCGCCAUCUUUAAUUUUGGAACAUGUUCACGGCAAAGCUUCUGCCAACGUGGGAUACAGGAGGAUGGAGCUUUAAGAUGCUGGCCCUAUCAGUGUUUGGUGUAGUCCUCAUUUUCGAGUCAAUUUCCAUGACAGAUGGGGCAACUACUGCGGCGAAGUACCUCUACUAUGUUGGAGAUCAACGUAUUGCAAACUGGUCGAAUGCAGUCGCAAAAUGUACAGAGCAGGGUGGGCAGUUGACUGGGGACAUCGACAUUGACGACUGGGAGCUCCUCUACGGCAUGAGCAGCAUCUUCUUGGACGACAAGUACUUCUGGAUCGGUCUGAAGAGAGAACCAAAUAAGGACUGGAAAUGGCUUGGUGGCACUGCCCUGGAUUUGAACAUGACGGCUGCCUUCCCCCUUCGGCCUGAAUUCAAGGACAAUAUCACCUGGGACUGUGUACAGUGGAAUGUGAAGGAACCUUUCUACGUCCCCCAAGCUUGUGAUGUCCCUUCGCCUUUCAUCUGCUCACUUCCUUCAACUAAGUGUGACUUCAAAACGCACGAGAAGAAAAUGUUGAACGAAUCAACGUUGCCAACUGUAGUUACCGCAACCCCAUCCACAAGCCUUCCUUAUCUCUUGAUCUCAAACAAGACCCUGGACCAAUGCAAAGAGACGUGUGACACCUACGAAAGCAGCAACAAUGAGUGUUGGCUGUACCAGUACGACAGUAACUCCGGCGCUACCAGCUGCACGCUCGUCAUCAGUGAAGGCAAACCCGUCCUCAUCAACAUCCAAGGCGGCUCCAACGUCAACCUGUACACCAAGUACUGUGUCGAAGUUGAAAAGUUCACCGACUGCAAAGACGGAGAAGAAUGCAUCUGCGGGAAUGUAACGUCGAACCCGACGCCAGAGCAACUGGAGGAGAUCUUGGAGGAGACAAAGGAGAAACUGACCGUUCCCACAAAAAAUCUCUCAGCAACCAUCCGGAAGAAGACCAGUGCGGCAGACGAUCGACCAUCCUCCCAAACCAUGGGGUAUUUUGGCAUAACUAUGAUCACGGUCACCCUUGGAGGGCUAGUGCUGUUGGACUGUACCUCAAUGCUACGUGAUUUGAAAAUUAUGAUGUACAAUCUACAAUGCGCCACAGGUGGUGGAAAGGAUUUACCUCCCCCAACUACUCUUCAAGUUAAUCUUCAAGGAGGUCCAAAACAGAGCUAUGCGUGAAUGGCACACUAAAUGUACUGUAUGACCAAUGUAGGUGGAGACUGCGUGCAACUUCCUCCUUGGUUUUCUUCGAAUUCUUUUAUAAUUUGAUUUGAAUUUGGAAUAUAUUUAAUUGAUGGUAAUAUAAACUGUUGGAAAAUAAGAAAAAUGACGUUAUUAUAAACUGCUUUCCAUUUUAAUGGUACUCGUUAUCACUGUAGAUAGGAAUUGACGAAGACGCAACAUCUCAUUCUAGAUCUCAGUCUCAACCUUUUUCGGAAUUGCUGUUUUAUUUCUUUGACAAAUAUAUAUGAAGUGUGCAGGGUUUAAAUUAUCUUAUAUGCAGGAUGUGAUAUAAACAUUGAUAGUUGAUAAGCAUAUCCAUGUAUUUUGUUACUGCUGUUUUGAGAUGUGUAUAUAGAAAGCUAAGGCAAUCAAGGCCUACAUUUUUCCAAUUGAUUAUGCGGAAAGAUGGAUUUACGGGUUGUACAUAGUAAUGUUAAAGCUUUGCGAACAAAUCAGUAUGUGCACUUGCGCGGGCAUUGAAUAUCAAAUACGCUGUUUGGUGGUUUGUGGAUUCGAACUGGUAUAAAGCUAGCCCAGUAGGUUACCCAUGCACGAAAUAUAUUCAUUUACAUUUGCUGCUACAAAAUGUCAUCUGCAAACAGUAGAUCAUAAAUAUAUACCCCUAUGAUCUUAAGCGACGUAUGUUGAUGUGCAGAGUUUCUUCCCUUGCCCGUUCUAGGCUCUGCUGCUCGUAUUUUGAAUCCUAGAAAAGCCCCAAGAGAUCCGCUAGAGCUACAACCGUACAAUUUCUUUCAAUAUAGUACAGAACGUCAUUGCCAAAGAACAUCCUCAGAAACAAAUUCCAUUUGGAAAACAGAGCUGUGAAAAGUAUACUCAUGCCAAUAAUGGUU